Messenger RNA from Phoenix dactylifera (date palm), 1710 nucleotides. It is a transcript of the gene PUT4, whose product is annotated as Amino acid permease family protein. NCBI's taxonomy places the organism in Eukaryota, Viridiplantae, Streptophyta, Magnoliopsida, Arecales, Arecaceae. Gene Ontology annotation, molecular function: transmembrane transporter activity. Gene Ontology annotation, cellular component: membrane. Gene Ontology annotation, biological process: transmembrane transport. The record is from RefSeq and is a predicted model, not a curated record.
CUUCAGCGGCUCAGCCCCACCCUUUCAGCCACCAAACCCCAUCCAUCCCCUCCAAUCACCAAUGAGCCCAGAGAUCCAACUCCAAGGUCCCAGAAGCCCGGGCGAGGGAGGAGGCGGCGGAGGUGGUGGUGGAAGUGGCGGCUCUCAACCUAAUAAUAAAUCGACACGGCCCAUGGGAUCCUCAGGCACCCUCCAAGAAUCCAUCCUCCCAAAACCCAAUCCAUCGAGCCCCAACAAGCUGACACUCAUCCCCCUCAUCUUCGUCAUCUACUUCGAGGUCGCCGGCGGCCCAUACGGCGCGGAGCCGGCCGUCGAGGCAGGGGGGGCCCUCCUCGCCCUCCUCGGCUUCCUCAUCUUCCCCUUCAUCUGGAGCAUCCCGGAGUCGCUCGUGACGGCGGAACUGGCCACCGCCAUCCCGGGCAACGGCGGCUUCGUCCUCUGGGCGGACCGCGCCUUCGGUCGCUUCCCUGGCUUCAUGAUGGGAAGCUGGAAGUUCCUCAGCGGCGUCAUCAACAGCGCCGCCUUCCCAGUCCUCUGCGCCGACUACCUUGCCCGCGCCGCCCCGGUGCUCGGCGACGGCGUCCCCCGCGACGCCACCGUCACCGGGAUGAACCUCCUGCUCUCUUUCGUCAACUACACGGGCCUGACCAUAGUCGGGUACACGGCGGUGGCGCUGGGGGUGGCAUCGCUGAUGCCAUUCGUGCUGAUAUCGGCGAUCGCCGUGCCGAAGCUCCGGCCGAGGCGGUGGCUGGAGGGUGGGAAGAGCAGGGACUGGAGGCUGUUCUUCAAUACGCUGUUCUGGAAUCUCAACUUCUGGGACAGCGCGAGCACGAUGGCGGGGGAGGUGGAGAGGCCGGAGAGGACGUUCCCGAGGGCGCUGCUGGCGGCGGGGCUGAUGACGUCACUGGGAUACCUGCUGCCGCUGAUGGCGGCCAUCGGGGCGAUCGAUGCUCCGCAGGACGCGUGGGGGGACGGCUACUUCGCCGACGCCGCAGGCAUUAUUGCUGGAAAGUGGCUCAAGUAUUGGACGGAGGUGGGAGCGGUGUUGUCAGCGAUUGGGCUCUAUGAAGCUCAACUGAGUAGCUGCGCAUUUCAGCUGCUGGGGAUGGCUGAGCUUGGCUUGCUGCCUCGCGCCUUCGCCUACAGGGCCAAGUGGUUCAAAACCCCCUGGCUGGGGAUCCUGACAUCGAGCCUCAUCACCCUCGCCAUUUCCUUCAUGAACUUCGAUGACAUAAUCUCGUCUGCAAACUUCCUUUAUAGCCUUGGGAUGCUCUUGGAGUUUGCUGCAUUCCUGUGGCUAAGAAGGAAGGACCCCAACCUUCAGCGGCCUUACCGCGUGCCCAUGAGGCUCCCAGGCCUGGUGCUCUUGUGCUUGGUUCCCUCAGCAUUCCUGCUCUUUGUGAUGGCCAUUGCAACCUGGAAGGUGUUUGUGAUCAGCGCUGGGCUGACAGUGUUAGCUGUUGGAGUUUAUUUUGUACUGGGAUUUUGUAGGAAUAGAGGAUGCCUGAAAUUUAACAAUGGGGAAGAGAUGGGUGAGGAGAAGAGACAAAAUGAGGAAAGAGAUGAGGUGUGAGGGUUGGGGCUUGUAAAAUUGUGAAGGACAAAAUCAAGCCCUGAAUAUAUUGCAAGGAUACUGAAUCCUCUAUAACACCCAAAUCGUAGGAAUGUAAUAUUGCGUGAUUUAUAAUUUUAUAAUCAUUUUUAUGUUUA